Lepus europaeus (European hare) is the source of this 1027-nucleotide messenger RNA. It is a transcript of the gene CD81, whose product is annotated as CD81 molecule. Gene Ontology annotation, cellular component: membrane. The transcript is spliced from 8 exons. Lineage: Eukaryota; Metazoa; Chordata; Mammalia; Lagomorpha; Leporidae. The record is from RefSeq and is a predicted model, not a curated record. Bases 45 to 755 code for a protein of 236 amino acids.
CAGGCCCGGCCCGCGCCCGCAGGCCGCCCGCCGCCCGCGCCGCCAUGGGGGUGGAAGGCUGCACCAAGUGCAUCAAGUACCUGCUGUUCGUCUUCAAUUUCGUCUUCUGGCUGGCCGGAGGCGUGAUCCUGGGCGUGGCCCUGUGGCUCCGCCAUGACCCCCAGACCACCAACCUCCUCUACCUGGAGCUGGGAGACAGGCCUGCACCCAACACCUUCUACGUGGGCAUCUACAUCCUCAUCGCCGUGGGCGCCGUGAUGAUGUUCGUCGGCUUCCUGGGCUGCUACGGGGCCAUCCAGGAGUCGCAGUGCCUGCUGGGGACGUUCUUCACCUGCCUUGUCAUCCUGUUUGCCUGUGAGGUGGCCGCCGGCAUCUGGGGGUUUGUCAACAAGGACCAGAUCGCCAAGGACGUGAAGCAGUUCUACGACCAGGCACUGCAGCAGGCCGUGGUGGACGACGACGCCAACAACGCCAAGGCCGUGGUGAAGACCUUCCACGAGACGCUCAACUGCUGUGGCUCCAACUCACUGACAGCGCUCACCACCUCGGUGCUCAAGAACAACCUGUGUCCCUCGGGCAGCAACUUCAUCAGCAACUUCUUCAAGGAGGACUGCCACCAGAAGAUUGACGAGCUCUUCUCGGGGAAGCUGUACCUCAUCGGCAUCGCGGCCAUCGUGGUGGCCGUGAUCAUGAUCUUCGAGAUGAUCCUAAGCAUGGUGCUGUGUUGCGGCAUCAGGAACAGCUCCGUGUACUGAGCCCCGCCCCGCCGCCCCGCCUGUACAGAGCCACCCCGCCUCACUCCCGCACGCAGCCUGCCGGCCUCUCCGGGCUCUGCGUUGCCCCCGGAGCCCCUGUGGCUGACGCCGCGUGCCAGGGGCACCUGCCGAGAGGGGGGCCGGGGCCUUGUUAAUCCUGUUGCUUUCCUGCCUGUUCCGGGAGCACCUGUCCUUUCUAACGUCACCCUUCAACUGUAACGCCCGCAGCUGGACACAGUCUGUAAUAAAGGAGGAGACAUCGGGCAUGCUAA